GCGCUCUGACGCCACACAAAUAAUUCUAACCCAGUAAUAACAGUACUUUAAUUCUAUCCACAACCGGAACUAACAAGGAGGACCAGUUCUAAUAUGUGAAAAUAGUUUCCCAUCAUGAGUUCCAUCGGGGUCGUUGUCUUCCGCAAUUCGCCGCUCAAGCCGCAGGUGCUACAAGAAUCUGUAAAUAAUUCAGUGAACAUAACAAACAACGACAAUGUUAGACGUGAAAUCGUCAUUGUUAGAAAGAAACAAAAACUCCAGUCGAACACAGUGUCAGUGUCUUCAUUAGUUAACACCGUAGAGAACAAUAACGGAUUUGCCAAACGUCCAAAGUACCGCGAGAACACCAAUGUGGCUGAAGACGCAAGAAGUGCUACGCCGCUCGCCGUAGCGCGACGAAAUGCGCGGGAAAGAAAUCGAGUACGUCAAGUCAAUGACGGCUUUGCCGCCUUGCGCCGACAUAUACCAGAGGAGGUAGCAGCGGCAUUCGAAAACGCCAAUUCAAACCGCGGACCAAACAAAAAACUCAGUAAAGUGGAAACACUACGUAUGGCCGUGGAAUAUAUACGAAACCUCGAAAGCCUACUGAAUAUUGGACAUACGGAUAAAGAAAACUUAUCGAAUCCAUCAAUGGAAUCUUUUCCUUCUCCAGCGUCGUCUUCGCCUCGGGAGAAUAGUCAAGAACGAAGCUACUUCUGUUUGAACUCUCCUGCUCUAGAGGAUGAGGAUUUAGAAGAAGAUGACCUCGACAGUUCGUUGCAUAAAAUAUCAGCCCAACAGUAUGUUGACCUACAGGCAUCUGAAGCGUUUCAACUGGUAUCCACACCUCGAUUGUAUGAGGAGGAAGAUGGUAAUGGACAGCCCUUGACGCCGUCAUCAGAUCUCCUCGCCCAAGACGAAAUGAACCAGCAUCUUUUGGAUAGCCAUUUUCAAUUCCCGAAUUCCGCUGAGCAGUUCACAGUUAUUCCUGAACAAAAUUAUUGCAGUGAGUCAGAGGUUCAGUUAAGUGAAAGUGAUUUCGAUGUCAAGUACGUCGAUGUGAUUCACCAACAAAUCCAGCCCAAUUACGAUGAAGGUCCAUUACUAGAUUCUAUCAACUCCGAUUUACUUCUCGGCCAGUACAAAUUCAAAGAGGAGACACCCUUUGUUGAAGAGCCGCCAUACAAUGGCGUCGAACUGAAGAAAGAGCUUCCAGAAAUCCACCUUCCAGAAGUGACACCCGAAGACCGCGAACAAUUCGAAGAAACUCUUAAAUGGUGGCAGGAAAAAACAAGACAGGCUCGCAGUCUAUCUAAAAAUAAAACGCCUUAACUAGUUAGGAUAUUAGAAUUUUAUAGUUGCAUGUUGUAAAUAAGUAGUUAGUUAUGUGGUUUAACAUACAGCUGUCUGUGCCAAAGUCGAUGUUCGACGCGAACGCAAGGUGUGUCUGUAACGGUCAUAUCUUUAGAUUAAGUUGACUUUGCGUCUAGCAUAAUUGUAAAUUCAAUUUUUAUUUAUAUUACCUUUUAGAUUGAAGUUCUUACAACAACCAUGUGUAUAUAUGGCACGUUAUGAUACAAACGAAUUUCUAUUGUGCCUUUAAAAUGUGAUGUUAGAUAAUAUUAGCUUAAAUGCCUUAGAUUUAAUUUAUUUAUUAGACGAUAUCCUUGCAUAAUGUUUGUAAUCUGAUAAUCUUAAUCACGUCAUUAACGACACGUCUCUGUAAACCCUUCGAAACAAAACCCUUAUGGUAAUACGGCAAAUUUUUGAGCCUACUUAUUCCUUUGUGAAAGUACCGACUGAUUCGUUCUA
Pieris rapae (cabbage white) is the source of this 1791-nucleotide messenger RNA. It is a transcript of the gene Ase, whose product is annotated as achaete-scute complex protein T8-like. The coding region runs from base 115 to 1311 and encodes 398 amino acids. Gene Ontology annotation, molecular function: protein dimerization activity; RNA polymerase II transcription regulatory region sequence-specific DNA binding; DNA-binding transcription factor activity, RNA polymerase II-specific. Gene Ontology annotation, biological process: developmental process; regulation of transcription by RNA polymerase II. The record is from RefSeq and is a predicted model, not a curated record. NCBI's taxonomy places the organism in Eukaryota, Metazoa, Arthropoda, Insecta, Lepidoptera, Pieridae. The transcript has a single exon.